UUUGUUGUUCAUGCGUGUCAGUUCAUAGGCAAAUGGAGGAAUGAGCCUGCUUAGAAUUACUCCUUCAACUCAUAGUUCUGUUUCAUCUCGACUCUUGAGGCUCAGCAUCUUCCUCCUGCUUAGCCUCCCUGACGCAAAAGGAAAAGCCAUUUGGACAGCCCACCUGAAUAUAACAUUUCAGGUGGGAAACCGCAUUAUAUCCGAACUAGGAGAGAGUGGAGUAUUCGGGAAUCAUUCUCCCCUGGAAAGGGUGGCCGGUGCGGUGGUACUUCCGGAAGGAUGGAAUCUGAAUGCUUGUCAUUCUCUGACCAACUUCAGCAGGCCUCAGCCGGAAGACUCUUGGUUGGCCCUCAUUGAACGGGGAGGCUGUACUUUUACGCAUAAAAUCAAUGUGGCCGCAGAGAAGGGAGCCAACGGCGUGAUCAUCUAUAACUAUCCAGGUACUGGCAACAAAGUAUUUCCCAUGUCUCACCAUGGCACGGGGAAUACAGUUGCAGUGAUGAUAGGCAACUUGAAAGGACUGGAACUCCUGCACUUGAUUCAGAAAGGAGUCUACGUGACGAUCGUCAUUGAAGUGGGGAGAAUGCACAUGCCAUGGCUGAGCUAUUACGUCAUGUCUCUGUUCACCUUCCUGGCUCCCACAGUCGCCUACCUUUUCUUGUACUGUGCCUGGAGACCACGAGCGCCCAAUUCUUCCACCAGGAGGCGAAGACAGAUAAAGGCAAAUGUGAAGAAAGCAAUUGCUCAGCUUCCACUGCGGGUGCUCAGAGAAGGGGAUAAGGAACUCGAUCCCAAUGAACACAGUUGUGUUGUUUGCUUUGACACAUACAAACCCCAAGAUGCAGUACGUAUUUUAACUUGCAAACAUUUUUUCCACAAGGCGUGCAUUGACCCCUGGCUUUUAGCCCGGAGGACGUGCCCCAUGUGCAAGUGUGACAUUCUGAAAACUUAAGAAACCCAGAGAAUUUUCUGAAGAUGUAACCAAGUCUUUUCAAAGAUUAAAAUUAGAUGAGUUCUUUUAGCACUAUAUGUAGAAAGAAAAUUCAACUCCAGCUUCUCUACCCAAGUACCAAAGAGGGUGAAAUUUGUGUGUUUUUAA
This is a messenger RNA of Myotis lucifugus (little brown bat), 1099 nucleotides long. It is a transcript of the gene RNF148, whose product is annotated as ring finger protein 148. The record is from RefSeq and is a predicted model, not a curated record. Gene Ontology annotation, cellular component: endoplasmic reticulum; late endosome; cytoplasm. Gene Ontology annotation, molecular function: ubiquitin protein ligase activity. Gene Ontology annotation, biological process: ubiquitin-dependent protein catabolic process. The transcript has a single exon. Bases 41 to 952 code for a protein of 303 amino acids. Lineage: Eukaryota; Metazoa; Chordata; Mammalia; Chiroptera; Vespertilionidae.